AGAGCGACCAGCUGCUAGCUGUCAGCUAUAUUUCUGUUUGUGAGGAAGUGGCAACUUUCUUGAUAACAUUUCCGUCACGCAUGCGUCGAAAACCCGGUCUAACAUAACUUCCGGCACUUUGCCGACUGAUAGAAAGGUUAAAUUAAAGAGUAUCGAAAGUUACGAUAUUUGUUUUUAUAUCAACAAGUUGUGUAAAUAUUUGAAGUAUAUUAGAUGAAACAAAAUGUCAAAGAUAAAUAAAGCACAAAGUUAAAUAUGAUAUUAAAUUCAGAAUAUAUAGAAGUAUGCUCAAUCUAAUGACUACUUGCAACUGCUUUUCACAUUUCUAAAGUAUGUUUUUAUGUGAAAUCUAUACGAACCAUGUCAGAUGCUUUUGAGGAAAUACAAGCGAUCAAAAUAAAGAGAAACAGCUAUCGUGAAAAACUACAGAAAAGGAAGCGUGAGAGGCAUGAAUUGUACACGCUCACUUCUACGCCGGUUCCAUCCGCCUUGACGGAAUCAGCGUGUCCUGAUUCCAAUACAUCUUCACGUUCUGAUCACAGCGAAUAUGAAAGAGAUGUACUUUGCAUCCUGCAUGAAUCUUUACCUAAUUUACCGAUAACAUCUGCCGAUUUAAUAGAUCAACUACGUAAAAAUCUCAACGCCGAUGUGUCCUCUUCCGAUAUUCACAAGAUUCUGGAGAAAUUAGCUGCGCAAGAUAUAGUUAAGAUCAAAGAAGUCACAGAGAAUGGAGUGUUUGGGUAUACAGUAUUAUCCGUAACAGAAUCCCAAUCAUCCUGCCAGUCUCAAUCUGACGAUACAGAGAAUGCUGAAAGUGUAGAAACAUCUGCAUCUGAAUUGAACGAUCAUGUGCCUCCAGACAAGCAAGCAAAAGUGGACAAGAAGAACACCGAAGACAUCAUGUCCUUGAUCUCGAUGCCGACUAUCAGAGAGAAGGAGAGCAAGAAGGUCGGCGAACAGAUCUUGGACUUACUGUCGAAGCAGACGUCCAAGGAGAAAUCACUGGCGGAACGGUUUCGCUCACAGGGAGGCGCCCAGGUCAUGGAGUUCUGUCCACAUGGUACUAGAGUGGAUUGUGUAAAGCUGAAUGGCGGUCCGGGAUUCGCGGAGAAGUGCAAAAAGCUACACUUUAAGAAGAUCAUACAGAGCCACACGGAUGAGUCCUUGGGUGACUGUAGCUUCCUCAAUACAUGCUUCCACAUGGAUACCUGCAAGUACGUCCAUUACGAAGUGGAUGGUCCCACGGCUCAACCGAAGGAGGCCAAUGAUUCUGACAGUCCGAGCAACAUCGCGCCUAACAAGACGCUGAAUCUAGAUAGUAAAAACGGCAGUGGUUCCAGCGGCAAUGUAGGCGAAUUGACUUUGUAUCCACCGCAAUGGAUUCAGUGCGAUCUGCGUUAUCUCGACAUGACGGUUCUCGGCAAGUUUGCUGUAAUCAUGGCCGAUCCACCGUGGGAUAUUCAUAUGGAGUUACCUUACGGCACCAUGUCGGACGAUGAAAUGAGGCAGCUAGGGAUUCCAGCGCUUCAAGAUGAAGGAUUACUGUUUUUAUGGGUAACCGGCAGAGCCAUGGAAUUGGGAAGGGAGUGCCUGCAGCUGUGGGGCUAUGAAAGAGUCGAUGAAAUCAUUUGGGUGAAGACGAAUCAGUUGCAAAGGAUAAUACGGACUGGUAGGACGGGCCAUUGGUUGAAUCAUGGCAAAGAGCAUUGUCUGGUUGGCAUGAAGGGUAAUCCUCGUAUCAAUCGUGGACUGGAUAGUGACGUGAUCGUCGCCGAGGUACGCGCGACUAGCCACAAACCCGACGAAAUCUAUGGUAUCAUCGAGCGCAUGAGUCCUGGCACCAGGAAGAUUGAGCUGUUCGGUCGACCGCAUAAUGUGCAGCCCAAUUGGAUCACACUGGGCAACCAAGUGGAUGGAGUUCAUUUGAUUGAUCCUCAACUCAUUAAAGCUUUUAAGAAACGUUAUCCCGAUGGAAACUCAAUGAAACCUACUAAGUCAUAAGAUUGUUUUCGCAUAUCCUAAAAAUAAUAAUUCUUUAAAAUAUUAUUUUAUAUUUAAUAAUACAAUAAUCCUUUAAAGGAUUGAGAGAGCAACGGUAUCGAUUUGAAAAGCCGAAUUUUGAAGCUGAAAAAAAAAAGAUUUAUGGACCAAUUUUCUAGGAUCUUUACAAGUUGGAUUCAUGAACCAUUCAAUUUGUCUGUUUACAAUAGAUUAAAUAAAAUUAGCACAAUUUGUAGAUAUCGUUGUGAGAUACAAUACUGAACAAAAAUUUGAUAAGUAAUCCUUUGCUAUUUUUGUAUUUUUUAAAAACUUCUUUGACUAUGUUGAAAUUUUUU
Molecule: messenger RNA, 2336 nt
Organism: Linepithema humile (Argentine ant)
Lineage: Eukaryota; Metazoa; Arthropoda; Insecta; Hymenoptera; Formicidae
Gene: Mettl3
Product: methyltransferase like 3
Cellular component (GO): nucleus; RNA N6-methyladenosine methyltransferase complex
Molecular function (GO): mRNA m(6)A methyltransferase activity; mRNA (2'-O-methyladenosine-N6-)-methyltransferase activity
Source: RefSeq, a predicted model, not a curated record